Aspergillus piperis CBS 112811 is the source of this 1191-nucleotide messenger RNA. RefSeq names its product SWIRM domain-containing protein. Gene Ontology annotation, cellular component: nucleus; SAGA-type complex. Bases 1 to 1191 code for a protein of 396 amino acids. The transcript has a single exon. Gene Ontology annotation, biological process: regulation of transcription by RNA polymerase II; chromatin remodeling. The record is from RefSeq and is a predicted model, not a curated record. Gene Ontology annotation, molecular function: chromatin binding; transcription coactivator activity; protein binding. Lineage: Eukaryota; Fungi; Ascomycota; Eurotiomycetes; Eurotiales; Aspergillaceae.
AUGACCUCAUUCACUGCUGCUUCUUUGCCCAGUCGUGGUGAUAAGGUCAAUAUGAGUCGUCUGCCGUCUGUUUCGAGUUUAAUGUCCCCCCCAGAGACUAAGCCCCUCGAGAGCUUCAGUCCCACCACAAUCUCACCGUAUACAAUGGCCCAGGAUCCGCCGUAUAACCAUGAAGUGAGGCUUCCUCCCAUGCCGAGUGAUCACAAGCGAACACAGUCGGAAAUGAACUUGCCAUCGCCGCCAGUCACUCCCUAUACUGGGAAUAAGAAACGGCGAUCGAAUGGACCAGAACCGAUUGAUAAGGAUGCCGUCGUCGGUUCCUCCAGGGACCCUGUUCUCUUUCCCCGCCACGAAGGCCUUACUGAUAUUGCCACUGAUGAGCCGUUGUUUGGGUCCAUGCUCCCCCCAUCGGCGGAAGCGUUGGUUGACCAGCAUAUAAAUUCUCACAUGGCGAGAUUUGAAAAUAAACUUAACAAGCCGACGCGUGACGAAUAUCUUCUAGCUCUUUCAUGCGUGCCGAUUGUAUCUGCUCAAUUUAACCGGAACCCAGCAGCAUGGGCUAGGGAAGAGCGGGAGACCUUAGAACGCCAGCUUUUGAUGAUGAAUCGGUGUCGUCCACGUGCUAUAGAUGCGAAGCUGAAGAAGAUCGCUCCGGCUCCCGCAAAGAGGGCAGUUGCUGCCCAGCCUCGUCUGCAACGGACACCAAGGGUAAAGCGGACGCCAAAGUCCACACCGAAGCAAAGGAUCCUCGAUACAUUUGACUCACCCCCGUCGAGUGCCAAGCCGCCUCGCGCCAUAGGCACAAACCGGGAUGAUACAGAUUACAACUCCAUUAAGGACUAUUGCCCCUCAAUAGAGACCCUUGGAGGCAACGCAAAGGCACUAAAGGCAGAUUGGAAAGGCCAAGUGUUAGAUCUCAGCCAUGAUCCGGAUCGGCAUUUGCUGAGCUCUGCAGAGCUCAACCUUGCUGCUACUUUAAGGCUUUCAUGUGCGACCUACCUAUGCAGCAAGCGUCGCAUUUUCGAAGCCCGCGUGAAGGCUUUGAAUGUUGGUAAGGAAUUUCGGAAGACCGAUGCUCAGCAGGCUUGCAAGAUUGAUGUCAAUAAAGCAAGCAAGCUCUGGACGGCGUAUGAGCGGGUUGGUUGGUUCGAUCCCGAACAUUUUCGACAGUAUCGACAGUAUCGAAGAUAA